AUGCCGCCUUCUACCGAUCCGCUGCAGAAUCCGCUACGAGCUGUCAUUACGAGCUUCACUUGCUCGCGCUGUGGAAGAUUCGAUACAUCAGGCCAGGGCUCACCGCUCAUCUGUCGUCGCUGCCUGGAAUCGGAAGCGAGUACCGCCCCGUCCCUGCAGUAUGCCUACACGAGCCUCAUCUAUGGUGGCACGAUGCCGCACAUCAUGGGGUACGUCAUGGGAGCGUUGGCAUUAGGUUCGAGCCUUGCACGAAGCGGAAGCAAGCACAAGCGCGUGUUGCUGCACACGGACAACGUGCCUGCGGAAGCGCUGCGGCUGCUGGGACAGAUCUGGGAGCUACAGCAGGUGUCUUACAUCAUAUCCGCUGGGGACCUACAUGUAUCAAGCGACAAGGCAAAAUUCCGAGAAGUGUUUACAAAGCUGCAUGCUUUCAAUCCGGAGGUGCUCCCUUUCGACAAGGUUGUUUUUCUGGAUCUGGAUAUGAUUGUGUUGCGCAACAUCGACGAGCUUUUCGAGCUGCGCACGCCUGCAGCCAUGAGCACAGCCAAACACAGUAGUUUCGAUGAUUCUGAAUGUUUACAUGGCCAGCGGCUGUCUGUAAAGAUGUGUUACAUCAAUGCUGGCACGAUGGUCCUCUCGCCUUCGAGAGAGCUCUUCGAGCUGCUUUUAGCGGACGUCCUACAGCCGGAUCCCCAAUGGCACGUUCAAGCAUGGUCUCCAGAGCAGAAGUACCUUUCGAACGUGAUGUGCGGCGAGUGGAGCCACGUGAGCCAGCUCUACAACUUUGAGGUGCAGUUGCACUCAGGUGUGCCCUUGACACAAGUUUGGCAGAAGACGCACGUGCCCGACAUCGCUGUCGCACAUUUCUCAGGAGCGGAGAAGGUUUGGGACACAGAGCCUGACAAGGAGCUGCCCAUACUCAGCAACACCUUCGCACGGAACUUGUUGGCAUCACUGUCGCCGGCUGUCCAACAGCUGGCAGUGGGUCGGUGCAAGCUGCUACAUGCAGAGUGGCAUGUGAACUACGCGCUUGCACUGCAGAGCUGCAGAGCCACACUUUCGCCUUCCGAGCUCCAGGGUUGGAACCCUGCAUGGCGGUCGCUUCUUGCCAGGGGCACGGGACAGGAGGAAGUACACGAGGACAUGAAGGGAACAGGCUGGUGCCCGGGAGACUCCCUGGCCGUAGAGGAGCCAGGAACAACAGGUACCAACGCCUCAAUUUUCCACUUGGCGACGGUGCUGCGGCCAAAGGGCGGCUUGCUUGUGCUUUAUCGGAAGCAUGCCAAAGCUAGCCUCGGGUACCAAAUUGAAGGCCGGAUAGAGCAGAUCGAAUCCAAGCAAGCACUGGACCUCACUUUGCCCGGUAAAGGGGAGGACGACUUCGGCUUGGGGCUCAAGGCUGCUGUGUGGCUCGGCGAUGGUCACAUGCAGGGUAUGGUCGUGGCGUGUCGUGGCAGUGAGCGGCUGCUGCAAAUUGGAUCACACUGGACUUGGAUGCCUGUUGGCUCCCUGAUGCCAUGCACAGCAGCUCAGGCAGACUUUGCAGAUUUGCAGUACUGA
Molecule: messenger RNA, 1560 nt
Organism: Symbiodinium natans
Lineage: Eukaryota; Dinophyceae; Suessiales; Symbiodiniaceae
Source: the annotation of a GenBank genome assembly